Patiria miniata (bat star) is the source of this 956-nucleotide messenger RNA. RefSeq names its product PEST proteolytic signal-containing nuclear protein-like. The record is from RefSeq and is a predicted model, not a curated record. Gene Ontology annotation, cellular component: nucleus. Lineage: Eukaryota; Metazoa; Echinodermata; Asteroidea; Valvatida; Asterinidae. The transcript has 5 exons. The coding region runs from base 29 to 631 and encodes 200 amino acids. Gene Ontology annotation, biological process: protein ubiquitination; proteasome-mediated ubiquitin-dependent protein catabolic process.
CACAGAUACCUGGGUACCAGACAACAAAAUGGCCGCCAAAGCAGACGACCGACUGAAACCCUCGGCGGAUAACGAAGGGGUCGCGGAGAUUGCGAACUCUAAGAAAACAGCUGACCCUCAUCACCAGCCCGCCGCCCGACCUGACAUAAGUCACAAUGUACCCCCUUCUUUGCUGUCCGGAGAGAAGCGGAAAGCACCCUCUAGCCCGGAUGACGGAGGGCAGAAGAAGGCGAAACCUUUCACGAUGAGUUUCGGAGUGAGGACGAAAGGAGGCGGUGAGACGAGGGAGCAAGAUAGGAAUGCAAAGUCAGGUGGGAUCACAAUGAAAGUGGGAGCAGCACAACCUCUCAAAUCAGUUUCAUUAAAACUCAUGCAGAAACCCAAGGAGCCUGAACUGAAAGCGCCUACCAGCAGGGCAGUGGCCAAAGCCUUUGCAGAGGAUAGUGACGAUGAGGAAGAGGAGAUGCCACCAGAGGCCAAAAUGCGAAUGAAGAACGUCGGCAGGGAAACCCCAACGUCAGCAGGCCCCAACUCCUACAACAAGUCCAAGAUUGGCUUCAAUGAUCACGCUCGUGUCUGGAAGAAGUCUGUUGACUCCAAACGUACCGACCCAGAUGGGGACAAGAAAUGAGGAUUCAAAAUCAAAAACAACAAGUUUUACUUCAAAGGUUAUGAUAUAGCCUCUUUGUUAUAUUUUUUUAAAGGUAGAGUAGAUCAUUUGCAGCCAUCCAAAAAGUAACCGACCAAAUUAUUGUUAAAAACUUCCAAAUUAUUGUUAAAAACUUACAUGGUUUAAAGAUAUUAACCGAUUAAAUUUUUGUUAAAAACUUACAUGGUUUCAAGAUAGUAAUGGCACUAUCCCUGUGCAAUUAUUCCUUCUUGCAUGCUGUCAUUUUGAAGAAAAAAAGUAAAAGAAGGUCCUUUCCAAAGAUGUGUCAAGUGACCCAUUUUUGGAA